GCUUAUUGCAGGUAUCGUAUACUUCCUGGUUCCUUGAUGCUUUCAACUAUGCUAUUGCAACCAACAUGGAUGUGCUAAACUUGAGCAUAGGUGGACCUGAUUACUUGGAUCUCCCAUUUGUAGAGAAGGUUUGGGAAAUCACAGCUAAUAAUAUUAUUAUGGUAUCAGCCAUUGGAAAUGAUGGGCCACUUUAUGGCACUUUAAACAAUCCAGCAGACCAAAGUGAUGUUAUUGGUGUUGGUGGCAUUGAUUAUAGUGAUCACAUAGCCUCAUUUUCCUCACGUGGCAUGAGUACUUGGGAGAUUCCUCAUGGGUAGCAUAUCUUUCUAUUUAUGAUAUUAAUUUAUAUAGAUUGUUUUCGCGCUUAGUUUUGAAUCAAUAAAGACAUCACUACUACUCUUGUCGUUUUCCCUUUUUCUCCAUUUCGACCAACUACGUAAGUUAUUUAUUGAAUCUUUCUUUUUAUUCAGUAAGUCUUCUAGCCCACAAUCUUUUUCAUGUUAAGAAGGAAAAAAAGGAAGCCUGCCUCUCCUGGCUACUGACUUGAUUUAUUUUGCAUGGCCUGUAUUUGCAUUGAUGACAGUGAAACUUAAAUAUGUUUAAUUUUGGAGAACAGCUUCUUAUUAGUGUAACCCAUCCACUAGAAUUUUUUCUUGUAAAUGUUUCAAAGUGUAGGUAUCACCAUACGUAAUCUAUCCCUUCUUCUCAGUGCUGUUCUUAUGAAGAAUUUCAGUCUUUAUACUCAUGCUCACUUGUU
Messenger RNA from Theobroma umbraticum, 757 nucleotides. Lineage: Eukaryota; Viridiplantae; Streptophyta; Magnoliopsida; Malvales; Malvaceae. The record is from RefSeq and is a predicted model, not a curated record.